GGACGUCUAACCCCGCCUUCCCGCGGGCUGCAGCCGGGGAGUACCUGUAACAACAGUAAACGACACGUUCAGCAGGAAGAGCAAGUGCUAAAUUCGUCCUCACCUGUUGAAUGUUCAAAAAAUCCAGUGGGGGAAAAAUCCAGUAGGAUUAAACGAAAUCUACAGACUACAGACAGCUGUUUGGACAUCUGGAAUCCCCCCAAAUCAGUGAGUUGAAUGAUCUGGAUCAGAGUUUGAAUAAAACCUGACCUUUCACCAGCAGGCGGAGAGGAAGGAACAGUAGGACACGUGUUCUCAGGUGAGAAUGAAUACUGUCCGAGAGGCGUUCAUGAGACAAAAUGAAGAGGACGACGAAGAGGAAGAGGAAGAAAAGGUAACGGAGGAUGAGGAGCCCAGAGCCUGCGGUGUGUGUGGAGAUCUGGCCAAAGGUUACCACUUUAACGCCUUGACGUGCGAAGGCUGCAAGGGCUUCUUCAGACGUGCCAUAAAGAGGCCGACGCAGCCCCACUGUCCUUUCCUGAAUAAAUGCAUUAUAACCAAAAACAACCGCCGCUCAUGUCAAGCCUGCCGCUUCCGAAAAUGCCAGGCCAUUGGCAUGCGCAAAGAAAUGGUCAUGUCUGAGAAGGAGGUAUUGGAGAGGAGGAUCCGAAUCAAGAAGAAAAAAAUGCAUGGUGCACAAUUACAGCUUUCGUCCCAACAGGAAGAAACCAUUCAGGAGCUGCUCUGUAGCCACCACAGCACAUUUGACUCAACAUUUUCCCGCUUCAGUGGCUUCAGGCCUAUGGAUAGAAAUAUAAUUCCGGUGUGUAAAUACAACCAGUCUACAAGCGAGACCUCUAACCCGCUGACCAACUGCCCUACAAACACUUGCACUACAUUUAAUGAAUCUGCCACAGACCCCAGAAUAUCCUCGUAUGCUGGCUCCCUCUCCUUCUCUUCCUCCUCCUCCAGUCUCUUUGGUUUCUUUGAAAACCACGAGAACCAAGAGGCGGAAGAGGUCAGAAAAAGCAGUGUUUUUACUGCUCUUCCACAUUUGACUGACCUCGCCUCUUACAUGAUCCAGGACAUCAUCAGUUUCUCCAAAAGCCUUCAGAUCUUCAGGUCUUUAACCAUGGCAGACCAAAUCGCUCUGUUAAAGGGAGCCACGUUUGAAAUCAUGCAGAUUCGUUUUAACAUGGUGUUUAAUGUAGAAACAAGCAUCUGGGAAUGUGGCCAUAUGACAUACUGCAUAGACGACGCUGUACGAGCAGGUUUCCAGCCGCUACUGCUGGAGCCUCUUUUGAAAUUUCACCAUACACUGCGCAAACUGGGCCUGCAGGAGGAAGAAUAUGUUCUCAUGCAAGCCAUGUCCCUCUUUUCUCCAGAUCGCCCAGGUGUGCAGCAACACAGCAUGAUUGAUGAGGUACAUGAAAACCUGGCGCUCACACUAAAAACCUGGAUCGACUGCAAGAGAACAGGCUCAGGAAAACACUUGCUCUAUCCCAAAGUGAUGGCCUGUCUCACAGAGAUGAGGACGAUGACCGAGGAGUACAGCAAACAGGUUCUGCAGAUCCAGGACAUCCAGCCUGACGAUAUCUCUCCUCUCAUAAUGGAGGUGUUCAGUAAAAACCCUGUGUAAUGACUUCUAAUACAUACAUCUACUGCACAUGGACACUCUGGGACCACCUCUGUCAUUUAAUAAUGAAGACUCCAAACUGAAACCCAGCUGAAUGUAUGUCAUGCCCUACUCAUAUGUUAACUAGCAUAAGUUCUGUGCACACUAUCUAUAAAUCAAAGAAACCAUCAAAGGGGCCGCAUUAAGUUUCUUGCUGGUUACAGUAAUCAAUCAUUUGUUAUCUGUUUUGGUUACAGUAAGUGUGUAUUGUGUUUUCAGAAUGAAUGUUGACUUAAAGAUGGGAGGUUUUACUAUUUUAAUAUUGCACACAGUAUUGUGAGAGGCAGUGAAGUAUGUAUGGAAACAGCCGUAUCUGCGUAGAUAUUUAUAUUUGUUACCUCAGGUUGUGUUCAGUUUUAUGUGCCAGUGUCAUGGUGUACAAAAAAAAUGCUCUACAUCUAUUGUAAAUGAAACUGAAAAAGGUGCUCUUCAGAUUGAA
Molecule: messenger RNA, 2093 nt
Organism: Thunnus maccoyii (southern bluefin tuna)
Lineage: Eukaryota; Metazoa; Chordata; Actinopteri; Scombriformes; Scombridae
Gene: nr1i2
Product: nuclear receptor subfamily 1, group I, member 2
Exons: 9
Coding region: 305-1618 (437 amino acids)
Biological process (GO): positive regulation of transcription by RNA polymerase II; cell differentiation; negative regulation of transcription by RNA polymerase II
Molecular function (GO): RNA polymerase II cis-regulatory region sequence-specific DNA binding; nuclear receptor activity; zinc ion binding
Source: RefSeq, a predicted model, not a curated record